AUGAGCGCAUACUUUAUCACAGGGACUCAGAAGCCGUGGAGCGUUGCGUGGGCUCUCUGGCUUGCAGUUUUCCUCAUUUCUGAUUGGCUUUCUAUCGCUGCCGUCACGAAGGGCACAUGCCCGUCAUCAGUUCCUCGAGAUCGACCCUCUUCCGAUUCUUCUUCGGCAACAUAUUGGACGACAACGAAAGCGCACCCGGACGGCAAAAGGCAAGUGCGGGGGAAAAUAAGUGAAAAACCCAGCAAGACAGGCACUGCUUUUUUUCUCAUAAGCGAAAAGCAAAUGGCAAAUCUCUUUCUAAAAUAA
This is a messenger RNA of Toxoplasma gondii ME49, 306 nucleotides long. RefSeq lists its product as hypothetical. NCBI's taxonomy places the organism in Eukaryota, Apicomplexa, Conoidasida, Eucoccidiorida, Sarcocystidae. The transcript is spliced from 5 exons. The record is from RefSeq and is a predicted model, not a curated record. The coding region runs from base 1 to 306 and encodes 101 amino acids.